Molecule: messenger RNA, 2334 nt
Organism: Hyaloperonospora brassicae
Lineage: Eukaryota; Oomycota; Peronosporomycetes; Peronosporales; Peronosporaceae
Source: the annotation of a GenBank genome assembly
AUGGCGAGCGACCAACAACACCAACAACAGCAGCAGCAACAGAUGGCGGCAGAAGCUGUGGCUGGGAACACGAGUGGCUCGUCUGCCCCUCUCGAUACGGCGACCAGCGGCAGCAGCAGCAGCAACGUCCACGUGCAGGGGUUCGCGCCACUGGCCUUCGACGAAAGUCUCGUGGCUGCAAUGACGACGGGAUCGACUGGCGCGAUGACCGCUGUGACGACCACAAGCAGCAAGUCGGCCGCUGAUUUCUUUCUGGAUCAGAUCGCAGCAGUGGUGUCGGACGAGAAGAAGCUCUCGGAUAAUAUCAUGGACUUGAUCCCGCCUGUGGAAGCGCCAGUGAGUCAAGCAGCAGGCGGAGGGACAGGUGGUUCGAGUGCAGGCAUGACGUCGUCGAUCGACAUACCGUUGCAGCCACCGCCCGGGCUGAUGAUGCGUGCGUUGUCGCCGCCGACGUCGCUCUUGCCUGACUUUGGUGAUGUUGCGUCUUUGUCUCUGCUUGGAGAUGGCAUGGUAAGUGGGACAGCAACGAGCUUGGGUACGUUUGCUUUGCCAGCGACGACGACAGUUGCAACAGCGGUGAAACGAGAGCUACCUGUUGUAAGACCGGCAGUCACAGGUACAACUGCAGCUUUGACGAGACAAGCAGAUCUGAUGAGUGCGGCGAACAAGAAACAGAAAACGGAGAAUUCGCAGUCGGAUUCUGUUGCGAAAUGUGGAGUGUCUGCACCGCCCCUGUCGGCAAUUGGCAAUCCGCCAAUCCAGCAGCAACAGCAAGCGAGACAUCAUCUUCAUAGCAACAACAAUCAGUUGGGUGUGUCUGCCGCCGCUGCAGCAGCACGCGAGAAAGUAAUGAAAGAGCCACAGUCUGGUGAUCUCUACGAGUGUGUGAUCACCAAACGCAAUGGGGGACUAGGACUCACACUCGCCUGCGUGGAUGACCACGUCCAAAUUACAGGGCUUGCGCCAGAUACACCUGCCGCGAGUAGCGGUAUCUGCGUUGGCGACACGCUGGUGGCUGUAUCGGGGCUGCCUGUGCGCGGACUGCAAUUCUCGACGGUUAUUGGCCGCCUUAAAUCGACUUCGCGCAACUCGGUUGUUCUUAAACUUCGCCGAAAUCCUUUUCGACAAAAUGCUGGUGGCUCGGCAUCGUAUCGCGGAAUGAAACGCCCCGCUCGAGGGAUGAUUAGGGGGCCGGAUAGCAGCAAUAGUGCUAACGUUCUCUCAAGUAAGACGAUGGCGCUGGAGACGCGAAUAGGUGGUGGUCAAAGCAAUGUCAUGAAUGGUUCUACUGGAAGUACGGGUGGCCUGCCGAACACAGGGACCGCACCUGCUGGCCUAGAUGACCCGCACCGCUCGCAUCACCAAGGACUUACUGGUUUCGCGAACCAUUCCGCUGGUAAUAACCAUGCGCAGCCUAUACAGCUCAAGUCGGAAUCCAUGAACUCGACGUAUUUCCCCACAGAUGCGUCUAUUCUGACAAUGGGAGCGCCUGCUAGUAGUACGUCAGCCGCUGUAUUACCCAGUGCAAUCGCACCAUCUUCGGUCUUCAGUGAUUUGCAGACUGGACGGAGAGUUAGUCAUGAGGAGAAGGAUCGCUACUAUGCUGAGUGCCGAUCUCUUCGACACGAAAUGGGUAGAGUCAUGGUGGCACAAAGAUUGCAAAAGCGAGAAGCGAAAUUGUUUACUACUCAGUUGCAGGCGGUCGUGGACAAGUUCAAAGAGCAAGUGCGGUCGCUGGAAUCGACACCGUCCGCUGCAGUACCUUCCACUGCAACACCUUCUGAACCGUCCAGCAGCUCUGAUCGCGACGAAGUAACAGCUUUACGUCUAAAACUGGUGGAAGCAAACCAGGCAUUAGCGAAACGACAAACUGAAAUGCUGGUGCUUCAAGAUCGAGAAGCUCGACAUGCGCUUCCGGAAUCCCAGCGCUUGAGAUGGCAAAUUGUGUCGCACAUGCGGAGAAGUGUGCUGCAAAUUGACUGUAAAGCGGCUUCGAAGUUGUCACCCCCUCCGACCGUGAAGACGGCUGGUGUACCCAAUGAUCCGCGAGUGAGUUUUGAGGAGCGGCUCGAAGGUGUCCGGCUUAGUGCUUUCGCGCUACUUGUUGGACAGAGCAAUGCAAAACCUGGAUCACCUACUGUUGAGCUCGAACUUGACGUGAAAGCUUGUACCGAGCUUCUAGGCUGGAAUUUACGCGAAGUGGUUGUCCAAGCAGCAGGGACAUACACUGUAAGUGUGGCUGACAAUGUUCACGUAAGGUAUAUGCGAACCGAAGAGGCUCUUGUCGUUUCGUGGACACUAUGCGUGAAAGACAACUGUAGCGGAAGGAAAUAG